AUGGGAAAUAUAUGUAGUUGUUUCCACAUCAGGGAGCCUGAAGAAGAUGUUUCCACUUGUCAGAAUUGUACCUGUCCCAAUUGCAUCAUUCAUACCCUCUUGGACAAGUUUUUUUUGCUUCGUUUAGAAGAAAGCUGCCAUUCCUAUUCUGAUUCUAUGUUUUUGAGCUACUGGUUAUUGUUUCAAGCAAUCAUCGGUGGAAUAAUUCGAAACUUAUAUAAAUUCGUUCAGCAGUAUACAGGAAUAUUCAGCAAGGAGCAAUCGGAUGCCCCAACUUCGACUGCUCAAGUGGCAGCCCCUUUGAGUUCUGAUGUUGCAUCUAACAAUAUACAAUCCAACCAUAUUGUCACAUCUGCUCCAAGAAUCUUGCAUUUUGAUAUUGCUGAUGCUACAAGCUCCAGUCAGAAACAGGAUGGGCAGAUUAGAGAGCAGGAGAAUGGUCAAGUUGACAUGGAGCAUGACAGUAACAAAUCAACCGGACUUCAAUUCGAAGGGACAUCAAUAGCACAGUCCCAAUUGAAGUUCUCAUCUGAGAAAUCUGAAGCUGAAGUUGCUUGUGCCUGUGAAUUAUCAGAAGAUGAGGAUGUUUGUCCCAUAUGUCUUGAAGAAUACAUCCCUGAAAACCCAAAGAUUGUUCUUCAAUGUUCCCAUGGUUACCACCUUAGUUGCAUAUAUGAGUGGAUGGAGAGAUCAGAAAGCUGUCCAAUUUGCGACAAGAUGAUGAUAUUUGAUGAAGCAACUUGACAUCGGAUUACGAGACACAGAAAACCAAAGAUGAACAGAUGGUUUUAUAACUAGUUUUACAGUCACAUUUCAAAAGUUUUUCCCAGUUUAUAAUAGAUGAGAAAGAGAUAAA
Durio zibethinus is the source of this 856-nucleotide messenger RNA. Lineage: Eukaryota; Viridiplantae; Streptophyta; Magnoliopsida; Malvales; Malvaceae. The record is from RefSeq and is a predicted model, not a curated record.